This is a messenger RNA of Dipodomys spectabilis (banner-tailed kangaroo rat), 493 nucleotides long. Its product is annotated as zinc finger protein 268-like. NCBI's taxonomy places the organism in Eukaryota, Metazoa, Chordata, Mammalia, Rodentia, Heteromyidae. The record is from RefSeq and is a predicted model, not a curated record. Gene Ontology annotation, biological process: regulation of DNA-templated transcription. Bases 1 to 432 code for a protein of 143 amino acids. The transcript is spliced from 6 exons.
AUGAUUGCCAUGAUCACCGGCAUCUUCCGCUCAGAAAUUCCGGUUCCUGGCGUUGUGCCGCGCUCCUGGGAAGUUUCCGAAGUAAAGUUCAGUGUUGUGAGUGCCGGAGCCCGGGUGGCAAGAGGCCCCGCCGUGCCUGGCGAACCUGGGGACCUGAAAUCUAUACUCUCAAAAUCUUCUCUACAUUGUCAACAGCAACAGAAAAAUGAAUGGAUCUCUGCUUUGCUUUCACAAUCAUCUCUGCAUUGCCAACAGCAACAAAAAAUGAGUGGAUCCCUGGGGUUGGUAUCAUUUGAGGAUGUGUCUGUGGACUUCAGCUGGGAGGAGUGGAAGGACCUGGAUGAUGGUCAGAGGACCCUGUAUAAGGAUGUAAUGCUGGAGAUCUAUAGCAACCUGGUGUCCUUGGGUGAGCAAAGGACACUGUGUUCCUAAACCUGAAGUGAUUGUUAAGCUGGAGCAAGGAGCAGAACCAUGGCUGGGAGAAGCCCUAGAU